UACAGGAAAUUAGUUUAAAGAAUAUAUGGAGUAGAACGUCAUUAGAUAUAGUCGCAAAUAUUUUAUCUUUUUUUUAAGAGCACCGAUGCUGGCAGGUAGGAUUUAGUUGCUGCCUGUCUCUGGGCCACACUCCAGUACAGUAGGUGGCGGUAAUGCACCAUAACGUUGGAUGCCAACCUCUGAUAAACCCCACGGAAGAAGAAGGAGGAGGAACGCUGCUUCGUGAUUUCCACGCAUACCUCGGAGCGUCGGUAUCAAAUUUUCGCAGCAGAACUGCAGCCCAGAGUUUCAGGUUCAGAAGUUGAACGUGCGGUGCUGAUUUCGGAGAACAGGUUUCUGAUCCAAACAGUCAUGGAGAUGUUACUGUGGGUGUUAGUGGUAUUGCUGCUGCUGUUCUCCAGUCUGGAUGUGUGGUACUUCGUGCGUGCUGCGGUCACGGUGGUCAGGGCCUGGUUCCAGAAGCCGGUGUGGGACGUCCUGGGGGAACAGAGGGUAUCGGGACGCGUCCUGCUUCACGAUAUCGACCUGGGACACAUGAACAACGCCAGAUUCCUCCGGGAGUGUGACUUCGCCAGGUUCUCCCUGUACAGUCUUAAUGGGGUGUUUAAAGCCUGCAGAGCCCUGAGGGCCACCAUGGUGGUAGGGGCCACUACUAUCCGCCUGCGACGGGCCCUGUGCCUGGGGGAAGCAUUUGAGCUGCGCACCAGAAUUGUGGUCUGGGACGAGAAGGCCUUUUACCUUGAGCAGCGUUUCGUCUCCUGCAGGGACGGUCUGGUGGCAGCUGUCAUGUUGUGUAAACAGAACGUCGUACGCAGCAGUCCUGACAAGAUACUACAGUUCCUCUGCAAGAGAAAAGUGGAGUGUCCCGACUACCCUGAGGAUCUGCAGCACUGGAUCAGCUUCAUCUCAGCCAGCAGCCAGGCCCUGAGAGCCCAGAGCGGACUAGAGGACAAGACUGGAGCACAGGAAGACAAAGACAAGUGAUUGAGUUGGUAUGCUGUGGUCGACGAUAUGGGAACAUGAAGGCUCUCUCUCUCUGAGGAGAUCUGGGGUGUAUUCAUUAGUGUCAACUGUAGGAAAAUGUUUCCCAUUUGAAAAAAAUAGAGUUACUAUUAGAUAAAUGUAGGUAGGUUUGGUCUGUUUGGUUCCUAGUGAAUACACCCCAGCUUCAUACUGCUGGACGCUCCCAUCUCUUCCACUUUAACCUCCUGCUGACUAAGGCUGCAUUUACACAGGCAGCCCAAUUCUGAUAAAAAAAAAAUUUGCCACUAAUUUUGACCAAUCCUAUAUUUUCACAUCAGAUAUUUUUCAGAGCUGAUCUGAUUGGUCAAAAAGAUCAGAUUUGAGCUGCCUGUGUAAACACAGCCUUUUUAGACUUCACUGGUGCCUUCUCCCUUCUAGGACCAGUCCCAAAUGGACCCUUUCGCCAUAUGCACUUGUGGAGAUCUGAGAGAAUUUGAUUGGUAUAAGCAAUACGGUGAAACUUCUACCUAAGCCUAUCAGAAGGGCAAGUUGGAGCCAUUUCCAUAUUGAUUGCACCUGACAAAUCAUCUCACAUCUGUACUAGGGCGUAGGGUCCAUUGUGGGACUGGGCCUAGAGUCAAAACAGCACAGACCUGUCCAUCGACCCACUGCUGUCUCCUGGAUACUCCAUGUGGUGGGUGGCAACGGUCUGUUACUACUGACCAUUCAAUAUAGGAAUUGUUUAUGUAUAGGAAAGAGGUCAAAUGGAUUCGUCUAUAUUUUCUAUGUUGUAAAAUAAAAAUCUAUUGAUUUUGA
Messenger RNA from Salmo salar (Atlantic salmon), 1779 nucleotides. RefSeq names its product thioesterase superfamily member 6 (gene them6). The record is from RefSeq and is a predicted model, not a curated record. NCBI's taxonomy places the organism in Eukaryota, Metazoa, Chordata, Actinopteri, Salmoniformes, Salmonidae.